Messenger RNA from Leptosomus discolor (cuckoo roller), 878 nucleotides. NCBI's taxonomy places the organism in Eukaryota, Metazoa, Chordata, Aves, Leptosomiformes, Leptosomidae. The record is from RefSeq and is a predicted model, not a curated record.
AUGUCAUCUGGGUGAUCCUCAGCGUGGAAGUUGGAGGACUUCUAGGUGUAACGCAGCAGCUGUCAUCCUUUGAAACGGAGUUCAACACGCAACCGCAUCGCAAGGUAGAAGGAAACUUUAACCCAUUCGCCUCUCCACAGAAGAACAGGCAACCAGAUGAAAACAACCUAAAAGACCCUGGGGGUUCCGAGCUAGGCACAAUCAGCAAAAACACAUGGGGGCCUGCUCCUGACCAAAUCGAACAAGAUCAGAAUGGACUGUCACAAAACUCUGUAAAUCUCUCCCCCAGCAGUCACUCGAACAACUUGUCGGUAGUGACGUACAGUAAGGGUUUCCACGGUCCUUAUCCCUUCGGACAGUCUUAAAACACAAAAACACAAAACGGGUAUCGACAAGAGGAGAAUUUAACAAAGAACUGACUUUGGGGGGAAGGGAGGGGGAUUCAUGUGGCAGACAGACACAGCGUGGACCCCCCCCUUCUCUGCCUCCGUGUUCUGGAUAAAGAAGAAAAAACAAAAGCCCAGUAACUUAAGACUAGCUGUUUCCAGAGGAAAAUACAAAAUCUAAGUAUGCAUGUGUGAAUGCUGGAUUUCAGGAGUGUUGUUAAAUGCUAUGAGAAAGAAAAUAUACCGACACCAUGGGGGUUUUUUUUUAGAAAUCAUUCUCACAGAUAAUUAGGUAGCUUAAAAAGAAGUUUAAAAAAUGAAAAUGAAAAAGCCAUCUUAAAAAUAUUUUGCCUACAGAGCGGUUGUAGUUUGAGCAAAUGUUUAAUUUCUGUUUGUUGUUCAUAUUUUUUUUUAAAUAAGGGACAGCGUGCAUUUUUACGGAACUGUCAUGUUUUGCUUGCUGCCGAAUGGGAGUUUGCUUAGCAUCUUCUG